Podarcis lilfordi (Lilford's wall lizard) is the source of this 7244-nucleotide messenger RNA. NCBI's taxonomy places the organism in Eukaryota, Metazoa, Chordata, Lepidosauria, Squamata, Lacertidae. The record is from the annotation of a GenBank genome assembly.
GGAACCUUUAUAAAUAGCCGUCCAAAACGUAGGACAUCAGGCAUAAUCUCUGGAUCCAAACGCUCAUCUUUCCCCGGUAAGUUGCUUAACAUUCUUAAAGUUUCCAUGCAAGAGAAUCUAAAGUUUUUAAGUUGAAAUAUUUUGGUGGCUUUGCUGUUAUUUUUCUGUAGGUCUCUCAGAGGUGCGUAGAGUUGAUAUUAACUUGCAAGUCUGGUUUAGCGCCAUGGCUGCUUAGAACAGGGGUAGGGAAUGUCGUGAUGUUCUUCAUGUGUUUUUAACUACAUCAUCCCUGAUCGCAGACCGACAUGAUCAGGCGGACUGGUGGGAACUGUAGUGCAAAGCACCCGGAGGUUGUGACAUUGACUGCCCCUGGCUUAUAAAGUUGUCUGCAAUGGAGCCUUUUCUGGCACAGAGCUUAAACAAGAGAGUAAAGGCUUUAUGGACUGUAUUCCUGAGUGUGAAGCUGGUGUUAAAAGCCACAGCGGUGCAGUGAGGAUGGGGCAAAGGGAGGAGGCUCAUAACUGAUCUCUUAGCCCUGAGAAUGCUGUUUGAACAUGCCCAGACGGCAUGCUUUUCUUGUGAUGUUCUUCAUUUAUGGAGCAUGGAACACUGCCCAUGGAGACAUCUGGCGCUGUAUAAUCUCCAGAGUAAUUUAAGUUCAGUUCCAAGAUGGCUUGUUUAUUGCACAUUUAUUGAGCCUCCGUCUUGAUUUGUUUGUGCAAAGUUUGUGGGGAGGUCACUUGAAUUAGAGCACGGGUGAACAAUGUAGUGCCCUAUAGAUCAGGCAUAGGCAAACCCAGCCCUCCAGAUCUUUUGAGACUACAAUUCCCAUCAUCCCUGACCAAUGGUCCUGUUAGCUAGGGAUGAUGGGAGUUGUAGUACCAAAACAUCUGGAGGGCCGAGUUUGCCUAUGGCUGCUAUAGAUGCUGUUGGACCCACAGCUCCCAUCACCCCUAACCAUGCUUGCUAGGACUGCUGGGAGUUUUAGUCCACAGUAUAUGGACGGCACUAUGUUGGCCUGUGAUCAUUCUAGAGCAGGCUUCCUCAAUCUUGGCCCUCCAGAUGUUUUUGGCCUACAACUCCCAUGAUCCCUAGCUAGCAGGACCAGUGGUCAGGGAUAAUGGAAGUUGUAGUCUCAAAACAUCUGAAGGGCCGAGGUUGAGGAAGCCUGUUCUAGAGGCUCUAAGGUUGUCAGAAUCUGAACUGUGACCUGCAGCUGUGCCUUUAAAAGGGGCUUGAUUUGCAGUCCUUAAUAUGUAGCAAUCAUUAUCUCCAUGCCCCUCCACACAGGAAGCAGGCUUUUCCUGUUGAUUUCUCCACACUGAGCCAAUAUAUGAAGCCAGGCAUAGGCAAACUAGGCCCUCCAGAUGUUUUGAGACUACAAUUCCCAUCAUCCCUGACCACUGGUCCUGUUAGCUAGGGAUGAUGGGAGUUGUAGUCCCAAAACAUCUGGAGGGCUGAGGUUUGCCUAUGCCUGUAUUAAGCCAAGGGUUGGGGAAACAUUUUCUUUCUUAACCUCAAGGGUGGUCACUGGGCAACCUUCCGGGUACCGCAUGCCAGUGAUAGGAGAAACACAUGGAGCAGUGAAUUUAAGCUUCACCUCUGUACACUAGGCUACUUCUGCACAUGCUCACACAUUCCUCCGCAUUCCCUCCAACAUUUAUCUGCUGAAAAUAGGGGUGUCCUAUUCAAUAAUAAUAAUAAUAAUAAUACUAAUAAGAUUUAUACCCCGCCUAUCUGACUAGGUUGCCCCAGCCACUCUGGGCAGCUUGCAACAUACAAAAUAAUAAUAAAAAAUAUUAAAUGACUUCCCUAUAUAGGGCUGGGACGUGGGUGGCGCUGUGGGUUAAACCACAGAGUCUAGAACUUGCCGAUCAGAAGGUCGGCUGUUCGAAUCCCCACGACGGGGUUAGCUCCCAUUGCUCAGUCCCUGCUCCUGCCAACCUAGCAGUUCGAAAGCACGUCAAAGUGAAAGUAGAUAAAUAGGUACCGCUCCAGCAGGAAGGUAAACAGUGUUUCCGUGCACUGCUCUGGUUCGGCAGAAGCGGCUUAGUCAUGCUGGCCACAUGACUCAGAACCUGUAUACCGGCUCCCUCGGCCAAUAAAGCGAGAUGAGCGCCGCAACCCCAGAGUCGGCCACAACUGGACCUAAUGGUCAGGGGUCCCUCUACCUUUACCUUUAAAUGAGAAUAUGAGAGAAGAGAAAAGAAAACAUAUAAUCAUGACCAUUCCGUACAGCAUUUUAAAAAAAGCAGUCCCCACCCACUGGUAGCAAAGUAAUAAAAAAGUAAACUGCAUUCUUACCCACUAGCCAGUAGAGAAAAAUAAAAGCUCAGACACCAACACCUCCCUUCCUAGCAAUGGAAUCCCCAGCACAGAAAUCAUUUAUUUAACACUAGCGGAGAGAGCCAGGAGCCAGAUAAGGAGGCCUGGAAGAUCACUUGAGGUUUCACACCCUUGCGUUCGGCAGAAGAUGAGGCCUGGCUUGGGGUUGUCCCCCCCCACCCCCGCUGCCCGGUCAGUUGGCAACCCAAAGAAGUUAAAGAGCUAAGCAGAAUGUGUGGCUACUUUUCAUCAUGAAGAGGGGGGCAUGUGUGUGUGUGUCCAUGUCCUACAAUAAUAGAUCCAUUAGGGCCGGUUGCACCUGUUUGGACAUUCCCAGCUGCUUAGGAUGACUACCUUAUCUAGGGCUCUUUUGUGGGGGGCAGACGCCUGCCUUUCUGUCUCUACCUCCCCGGCAUUCAGUCUCAAACUUGAAAGCGGAGCCAUCCAGGUAGAGGAUGGUGCCUGUCAGGACCGAUUUGGAGACGUCUGUUUCCGUGGCAACGUCCCAAUUAGGCCUUAAAAAGGAAGGAAUGGGGUUGCGCUUUGAUCUCUCUCUCUUCCCUGGAGAAAGCCGGGAUGCAAAUGAGAGAGAGUCUUGCGCAUGUUGAAACUCGCAUGCGACAGAGGCCUCAGGCUUCUGGCUGGCUGGCAAGGAAAUCUUUUCUCGCUCUUGAUACGCUUCUCAUUGGUUUCCAGGUCUUUCCGGCUUUCUUACACCAUGGUGGCAACUGCUUAGCUGGGAUGGGAGUCCUUUCACAGUGGCAUGUGCCUCUUAGCCGCAAGUGGCAUGUGCACUAUAACUCUAAGGCACAUUUGAAGCACAUCCUUUCCCUCAAGGAAUUCUGUGGUUUUGUUGAGGGUUUCUGCUGGGAAGGGUAACUCGGUGACAGGAAAACUACAGUGCCCAGAAUUCUCUGAGGGAAUGAAUGUGCUUCGAAUGUGCCUUAAAGGUAUCGUGUGUACGCAGCCUCAGUAGCCCACAGGCAAGAAGCCUGUAAAGGGGGGGCAGGGAGAUGAGGCAGAGAUAAAAAUAAAAAUUUAUUUAUACCCCGCCCACCUGGCUGAGCUUCCCCAGCCACUCUGGGCAGCUUCCAACCAAAUAUUAAAAUACAGUAAUACAUCAAACAUUAAAAGCUUCCCUAAACAGGGCUGCCUUCAGAUGUCUUCUAAAUGUCAGAUAGUUGUUUAUCUCUUUGACAUCUGAUGGGAGGGCAUUCCACAGGGUGGGUACCACUACCGAGAAGGCCCUCUGCCUGGUUCCCUGUAACUUGGCUUCUCAUAGCGAGGGAACCGCCAGAAGGCCCUCGGCGCUGGACCUCAGUGUCCGGGCAGAACGAUGGGGGUGGAGACGCUCCUUCCCUUCAGAUAUACUGGACCGAGAUCAUUUAGGGCUUUAAAGGUCAGCACCAACACUUUGAAUUGUGCUCGGAAACAUACUUGGAGCCAGUGUAGGUCUUUCAAGACCGGUGUUAUGUGGUCUCGGCGGCCACCAAGUCACCAGUCUAGCUGCCGCAUUCUGGAUUAGUUGUAGUUUCCGUGUCACCUUCAAAGGUAGCCCCACGUAGAGCGCAUUGCAGUAGUCCAAGCGGGAGAUAACUAGAGCAUGCACCACUCUGGCAAGACAGUCUGUGGACAGGUAGGGUCUCAACCUGUGUACCAGAUGGAGCUGAUAAACACCUGCCCUGGACACAGAAUUGACCUGUGACUCCCAGGCUAUGCACCUGGUCCUUCAGGAGCACAGUUACCCCAUUCAGGACCAGGGAGUCCUCCACACCCGCCCGCCUCCUGUCCCUCCAAAACAAAAAUGCCACAGCUUCCUCAGCACUUGGCAAUGUAGCAGUGACUAUGACUACUACCUGGCUUGGACAGACCAGAAGUGGCUUUUUGGGUGGACAAGGAGAUCUGAAGUGGCUGCUGGGAAACUUUGUUGCCGUGACAACAUUCUGUGCUAAAACAUCUGACAAGUUAAUUAGGUGUUGUUUGAAAUAUUUCCCUGUGCCAGCCUUGGAGUCAGUGCUAAUUUGUGUGCUUGGAAGCCUGACACGCUUAAACUGAAAUCUUUUUCUCUCUCAUUUCCUUGUAGAGGUAGCAUAUUGACCUGCUAGGUCCUGACCUUUCCUUUCCACCAGAGGGCAGCAUAGCCAAUAACCACUUCCUCCCAAGAUGGCGGAUCAUGCCAACAACUUCUCCUGCUACGACCCGUCCAUUGUUGGCUACCGCUACGUGGCAGUGAGUUGGGGCAUUGUGGUGGCCAUCGUGGGCACCGUGGGCAACGCGCUGACCCUGCUGGCCUACGCAGCUGACGCCAAGCUGCAGACACGCUUCAACCUCCUCAUUGUCAACCUGACUGUGGCGGACAUUCUGUACUGCACCUUCCUGCAGCCCUUCUCGGUUGACUCCUACCUCCAUCUCCACUGGCGAGCAGGGGCCGACUUCUGCCGUGUCUUUGGGAUGUUGCUCUUUGUCUCCAACUCCGUCUCCAUCUUGACACUCUGCCUCAUCGCCAUCAGCCGCUACCUGAUCAUUGCCAACACCGCCCUCUUUGACCGCAUCUUCUCCCGCCUCGGGACGAUGCUCAUCAUCCUGGGCACCUGGGUUGCUGGCCUGGCCAGUUUUGCGCCGCUGUGGUCCGUCUAUGUCUUAGUGCCCAAGGUGUGCACCUGCAGCUUCCACCGCCUCCGCGGACGGCCCUACACCACCAUCCUCAUGGGAUUCUACUUUGUGGUGGGUCUCAGCUGCGUCGGGAUCUUCUACUUCCUCAUCCACCGCAAAGUCAAGAGUGCCGCCCGUGCCAUGGACCAAUACAAGCUGAAGAAGACCAGCUUGAAGAAGGGCCACGUGGCUGGUGCCAGUUCAGCCGCACCGGGACGAUACCAAGAGCUUGACAGCGGAGUGGACAGCGCAGGUCCUUCCCAGCACUCCUGUGAGGCUCAGUCCUCUGAGUCGACUGCCAGUACCAAUCUCCCAUCAGCUUCCCAGAAUGGCGAAGCACCUCCUAAGAAAGCUACUCCGUGCCAGGCCAAGGACAGCAACUCAGAAUUCCGCCGGGUGACCCGCAUGUGCUUUGUGGUCUUCCUUUUCUUUGUCAUCUGCUACAUACCCUUCCUGCUAAUCAACAUCUUUGAUGCCAAGAACCGGGCUCCAACCGUCUUGCACAUGAUCGCCGCCAACCUUACUUGGCUCAACAGCUGCAUCAAUCCAGUGCUUUAUGCUGCUAUGAACCGCCAGUUCCGUGAGGCUUACAGAGACGUGGUCUACAACUUCGCAAAGAGGUUCCGCUGCCACCGCUAACUGGGAGCCGGGCCACUCUCCAUCGCCAGAGGAGGGAUACGGUCUUCCCACCGACCCUGGUUUGCCCUCAGGGCUGGAAUAUCGCCAGAAAGCAAAAAAAGCUAACUGGGUUUUCCACACUGGACUAGAUUCCCAGUUCUUUAAUCCAGGCCUUCACAUGAUGCGGGCCCUGUUCUUUUGCUACGGUAUAUUAUUGUAAAUUGUAUUCCAUAUUCUGUUGUGGCACCUAUGGGCAAUAGGGAAAUCAGACUGAACUGGUUUAAUGGGCCCCGCCUUUGGCAUAUUGUUGAAGCUGGUGGCGAGGCCUCCCUUCUGGAUUACAGAAAAACUGUUUGGACUUGCCAAGCUUCAGAUACGAAAGCAAAUGUUGUACCUCCACAAAGUCUCUCCUCCCUGGACAAUCCAGUUUUAAUAGGAGCUAAGAGGCUGCAGUGCCUGGUCUGCACUUUGCUGCUGAUGGGUUGCAUCCAAUGCCCAAUGUAGCUCCAUCGAUUUCAGUAGGACUAGCCUUGGAGACAACCCUCUCUCUGUAUUUUGAACCAAUCUGCUUUGUAAAUACGUAUUUAUAUUUAUCACAGCACCACUCUGUUGACAAUUCACCUUCUCAUGGAUCUGAUCACAUGAUGGCAGCUCCCUCCAUAAAUGCUUUCACUGGUUCGCCACUGGCUCCCAGGUCUUGCAAAAGAACUUUGUCUUUGCCUUCAAAGCCCUCCAUGGCUUUGCCUUUCCUUAUCUCUCUGCUUGUACACCCAGGCAGCCCAGUCAAUGGUCAGGUGAGAUGGGAGUUGUUGUCCAACAACACUUAGAGCAGCGGUUCUCAACCUGUGGGUCCCCAGAUGUUGUUGGACUACAACUCCCAUCAUCCCUGAGCUCUGGCCUUGCUAGCUAGGGGUGAUGGGAGUUGUAGUUCAACAACAUCUGGGGACCCACAGGUUGAGAAAGGCUGACCUAGAGGGACACAGUGAUCCACCUGUCUAUAGCCUUUGCUGAUCCAGCACCACUAUUCCCAGCUAUCCAAUAAUCUUUUCGCCCCGCAAAUGGCUCCACCUGUUCUCCCUGGCUGCCCCUCGUGUUUGGGACUGCCUCCCCAAUCACCUCCAUGAUGGUGCCUCUUUCUCUCCUUCAAAUCUCUCUUUCAAACUCCCAUCUGUUCCCUGAAAACCUGCACAUGCUUUGUACACAGCUUGCGCUCAGUCAGAUCAUUGGUCUCAACAUAACUGACACCGACUGGCAACAGCUUUCCGGGUUUCAGACAGGGGAUAACCCCAGCAGUGCCUGGAGAUUCCAGGGAUUGAAUUUGGGACAUUCUGCAUGCAAAGGAGAAAGAAAAAUGUAACAACCAGAACCUCACAUGGUGGUUUGCAUCAAGGGUGAGAAAAUUGAGUUCUGCUGGGAUUCCUUUUUCUAUAAAAGCUUGAGUCCCUUCAUUUCCCUCCUGUACAUCUGGUCUGCUUUCAUUGUCCCCACAUUUGGACAUCAUAAUUUAGAUCAUUUCAAAACCCAGUAUACCUGCACUAUGUAUUAUAUUGGUUGCUGGCCUAUUUAGAAAAUGUUUCACUGUCGGAUUAUGGCAUUUGCAUAAAUGUUGUCGUUGUAACCUUGAAAUAAAACGAUCUAUAAUAAUAGCU